Messenger RNA from Acomys russatus (golden spiny mouse), 655 nucleotides. Its product is annotated as cytochrome P450 2D26-like. The coding region runs from base 193 to 567 and encodes 124 amino acids. Gene Ontology annotation, cellular component: intracellular membrane-bounded organelle. The record is from RefSeq and is a predicted model, not a curated record. Gene Ontology annotation, molecular function: heme binding; oxidoreductase activity, acting on paired donors, with incorporation or reduction of molecular oxygen; iron ion binding. The transcript has 3 exons. Lineage: Eukaryota; Metazoa; Chordata; Mammalia; Rodentia; Muridae.
ACUGUGGACCCUCCACCUCCUCCUCAGACAGAGUGCAGCCUCCUAAGAGUAGCUCUUCUCCUCUCGUUCCUGCAGGUCUCCAGAAGCCUCUUGCUUCCCCUCUGCUGGGCGUCAGAACUCGCUGGUAAAGGCAGGGGUUGCAGGUGUCUGGAGCUGGUGUUCCAACAAAGCCUGGCAAGCAGUGGAGCAGCCAUGGGGCUGCUGGUUGGAGAUAACCUGUGGCCCGUGGUCAUAUUCACGGCCAUCUUCCUGCUUCUGCUGGACCUGAUGCACCGGCGCAAGUUCUGGACUGCCCGCUACCCACCAGGUCCUGUGCCACUCCCUGGGCUGGGCAACCUGUUGCAAGUGGACUAUGAGAACAUGCCAUACAGCUUCUACAAGCUUCGACAGCGCUAUGGUGACGUGUUCAGCCUGCAGAUGGCCUGGAAGCCUGUCAUUGUGAUCAAUGGCCUGAAGGCCGUGCGGGAACUGCUGGUGACCUGUGGCGACGACACUGCUGACCGCCCUGAAAUGCCCAUUUAUAAUCACCUAGGCUAUGGGCACAAGUCAAAAGGCAAAGAGCUGUAGUGCGGACAAGGCAGAGAGAGGAUCGGGUUGAGGAGCAGUGAGCAGAAGAUGGGCAGGGUCUAAUGGAGGUGACGUGGUUGGGCAGUGC